Messenger RNA from Fusarium musae, 3645 nucleotides. RefSeq lists its product as uncharacterized. Gene Ontology annotation, biological process: carbohydrate metabolic process. NCBI's taxonomy places the organism in Eukaryota, Fungi, Ascomycota, Sordariomycetes, Hypocreales, Nectriaceae. The record is from RefSeq and is a predicted model, not a curated record. The transcript is spliced from 9 exons. Gene Ontology annotation, molecular function: chitin binding; hydrolase activity, hydrolyzing O-glycosyl compounds. Bases 1 to 3645 code for a protein of 1214 amino acids.
AUGGCUGCUGUAACAAAUCCGGCAACUGUGGCUUCGGCCCCGAUUGUGAGUAGUAUUGAUUGCGGAACCAACUGUCAAUCGGACUGUGAUCGCAAGUCGGAGUGCAAUCCUGGAUUCGGCUCUAAAUGGGCUGAAAACGACAAAUGCCCUCUCAAUGUCUGUUGCUCCAAGCACGGAUAUUGUGGGACUACCAAAGACUUCUGCGGUUCGAAAAAGGUCAAGAAGCCCAGUUGCAGCAAGACUGGCGAUGUCUCUCGAGUUAUUGGAUACUUUGAGGGAUGGGCCAAAGCCCGUCCCUGCGAAGCCUUCUCCCCCGAGCAGAUUCCGAUCGGACUAUACACGCACAUCAACUUCGCUUUCGCUACCAUCGAUCCCAAGACCUUCGAGAUAAAGCCAGACAAAGAAUCCGACAUCCGAAUGUAUAAGCGUCUUACCGACCUCAAGAGACGUGAUCCUGAACUCAAGGUCUAUAUCGCAGUUGGUGGCUGGACCUUCAACGACCCAGGUCCAACCGCGUCUACGUUUUCCGACCUUGCGGCUUCUCUUCCUCGUCAAAGAGCCUUUAUGAAGUCUCUUGUGUCGUUUAUGAGUACCUACGGGUUCGAUGGCCUGGACUUGGACUGGGAAUACCCUGUCGACACAGACAGAGGCGGUCGGGCCGUUGACUUUGCCAAUUUUCCCAAGUUCAUGGAGAGGCUCAAGAGCAUGAUGGACGCCGCCGACAAAGGUCUCAGUAUCACGCUGCCUGCCUCAUAUUGGUAUCUGAGACAGUUCGACAUCAAGAAACUGGAAAAAACGGUUGACUUCUUCAACAUAAUGUCCUACGACUUGCACGGUGCCUGGGACCAAGGCAAAAACUACACACAGCCCUUUCUCAAUGCUCACAGCAACCUUACGGAGAUUGACCUCGCUCUCGAUCUGCUUUGGCGCAACAACAUUCAGUCUGACAAGGUCGUCCUUGGCAUGGGCUUCUACGGUCGCGCUUUCUCGGUUCAGACUGGAACCUGCACCAAACCCGGUUGCUUGUUUAAAGCAGCGGGUAAGGCUGGGGACUGUAGUCGCGAGAAGGGCAUCCUAUUGAACUCGGAGAUUGUCACUACUAUCAAGAAGUACAACAUCAAACCCGAGUUCUACAAGGAGGAGGCUGUCAAAGUUGCCAAAUGGGGUAACCAAUGGGUUUCCUACGAUGACGAGGACACCUUCAAACUCAAGACGGACUAUGCAAAAUCUCGAUGUCUUGGAGGUGUCAUGGUAUGGGCCAUAUCGCAUGACACCAAAGAGGCGAGAUUUAACAAAGCGCUGGCCUUGUCACUGAACCGCAAAACCACAUCGGGCGAGUUCGACGAGAACGAGAAGGCAUACGACAUCAAGAAGAUUCCCAACGAGCAAUGUCGCUGGACCAAUUGCAAGGAGGGAUGUCGCAAGGGCUGGGUGGCUAUCCCCCGCAGCGACUCAGGUGCGCGCAAGAACGAGAUCAUGUUCGACGAGACUGGCUGCGGCGGCGACGGAGGCCAUACCUUCUGCUGCCCUGCAGGAGAUACAAAGAUCCCCACGUGCGGCUGGUACGGGCAUAACAAUGGCCGUUGCCCAACUCGCAGCGAGUGUCCAAGCGACAUGACGGAGAUUGCCUCGAACGAGAUUUACUGCAAGAAGAAAGGCUCGAAGAAGCAGAACUUCCAGACGGCCUGCUGUAAGACCGAUGUCGUGGGUACAAAGGUCUACGGCACUUGCGAAUGGGGUCAGUAUCCGAAGUGCGAUGCUCAGGAAGGCUGCCCCAAUCCUCUCGGCAACAAGAAGAUGGGCUCUCUGUUGGCCUACUCGGCGUCUGGAUCUGGUGGUGGCAACUGCGACGACGCGAAGAACGAACUCGGUCUCAAUGUCCCUGGUGUACAGUACCGUAAGUUCUGCUGUAACGACAGCGACAAGAACCUUCGCUUCACAGAUUGCCAGAAGUUCAGGAAUGUUGGGCCAGAACCUGAGGUCAUGCCUAGAGGUUUCUGUCGCAGUGGUUGUCCUCCCGAUCGUAUCCAGGUUGCUAUUGACACCCAGGUCGAUACUUGUGCUAUCGCAGGGGUUGGGGGAAUGGCUCAUUGCUGCAAGACAGACUAUGCCGAGAUUUUCGAGGUAGAGAACCCCAAGAUCGACGCAUUUGAGAACGACGUCAAAGCAUGGAUCAAGAAUCCAACUUGUCCAAAAGACGACGGUGGUCUUUUCAAGCGCUUUGAUCCGACAAACGACCUUGCGAUUAACUCAUCGAUAUCCAUGAAUUUAUCCCCAAGGGCUAAAGAAAUGGAAGAUUCGUAUGACGUGGUUAUAUUGCUGGCCCGACUCAUCGCUGGCAUGAUCUCCAAAGAGGUGGCGGAAGCACUCACACCGAAAUGGAAUCUUGUUGUGGAGGAAGAAUACCCGAAUUUGGUUGUAGAGACCCUCCAGAAAGCGAAGAAGGAGGUGCCCGAGUGGGAGGAUGAGGACGCCGAAGUCAUGUCGCGCGUCACUAUAUGCGAUCCUAAACGGGCCAACGCCAGGAUCGCCGCCAUUUUGGGCAAGGGUAGUGAUGGAAGGACGUUGGCAUUCAACUGUACAAACACCAUAUGUCAGAACGGCGUUUGCGAGCCUGGUACCCCCGAGGCAGCCAGGAGGCGUCGUGGCCUAUCAAUGAGUAGGGCCUCACAUUCAGUUGCACACCUCCAUUACCACUUGCAUGCUCGACAAGCAGGUGCAGAGCAUAAUGAGGUGACUCUCACAGAUAGAGGCGGAGGUUCAGCGACAAUUGAAUACAACGUUCCCGCUCACGAUGAGCCCAAGAAAUUGGUUUUGAGGAAUCCAGAUGCUCAGGUGGUCCGGUUUGCCAACGAAGCAGAUUGUCACGAGACCAGGCUAUGGUAUACAACAUGGUCUGUCUCGUUGGAGGAUAGGGGCUUUCAGAACGCUGGUUUUGCAAAUGGAGCUCAGUCUGAGUACCAUGGGAUACCUGCAAGGUUUUGGGAAGAGGCGCUACGACUCGGGGCACUACAUGGCGGUUUCCCCCGUAUUGAGGGCCGUAGUAGCGCGUUGUCUGAUCAGAAUCUGGUGAGCCGUAUGUUCGACUGUCUAGGCAGUCGGGACAACUUUCGAAACUUUGUCAUCGUUGCAAGACCCAUCAACGCCGUAAAGGGCAGGCUUAUGCAACUCUAUCAACCUCUCGCGCUGAACCGGCUCGAUACUUAUGACACCGAUGAGAUGAUGGCACAUAUUCGAGCAGUUAUUUCAUUGUUUGAAUACAUGGAUUCCGAAGAAGAAGACGAGAACGGCGAGACCGUCAAAGUCAAAGUCAACAGAAUCGUCAACAACAUCGUAGUACAGUUGGAUUACGCACAAGAUCUUUGGAAUAGGGAGCACCCGGGUCUCCCUGUCCCAGCGGCUAAGUUCUUCGUUGAGUGGCUAGCAGACUACUUGGAGGAGGCAGGAAGAAUUGCAAGAGAGUGGAUUCACGAGGCCAUUGCUAGACUCAGAACCAGGCAGCGAGCGGCUUCGGGUGCCAGAGCGGAAGAGAUUAGGCUAGCCAUUGCUUCUUUUGAGGGUCAGAUGAGCGUUGUGCGCGUUAUGACGGACUGGGAUAUCCCUUUGUUGGAGGAUGAAGACGAAAUGAGUACUGGAUCAGGUUGA